AUGCAAUUUUCUCCAGACACCGACGAUUCAAUGGUUCUACUAUAUCCAAUACGAGAAUAUCGUCCAGCUUACACUCAUAAAAUCGCUGCUCGACCUGUUCAGGGAACAUUAAAAAUUGGUAAUCAAGAUGAACAAUCGAUAGAUGGUCUUGGUAGUAGUGAUUGGACGUUAGGCUUUUUCGAACAUACAACCAGUUGGAAAUGGGCUUCAUUGUCAAUAAAUGGAGUAUAUUCCUCCAAUAACCAAACGGUAAGUAUUGGUAUCAAUCUUUCCGCUGAAAUUUACGAUGAUGAAGAUGGUAUUUCGAUGGAAAAUGCUAUUUGGAUUAAUAAUCGUGUCUGUACCGUCGAUAAAGUUAUUUUUCAAUUACCAAGCGAACAGUUUCAAACAAGUCAGCCUUGGCAUUUCGAUUCAUCUGUUGAUACUACAAAUAGUCCAAUACUUCAUCUGACUUUUCAACCAUGGGGAAGUUAUGAGCAACACGAUCAUCUGUUGCUCAUUGUUGUUGACUUUGUUCAACCAUAUGGAACUUAUAAUGGAGCAAUUGAUUGGCUCGGCCAUACAUACAAGAUCGACAAUGGUGUUGGUGUGACGGAAACUAAUUCUGCUACAUGGUGA
Messenger RNA from Rotaria sp. Silwood1, 618 nucleotides. The record is from the annotation of a GenBank genome assembly. NCBI's taxonomy places the organism in Eukaryota, Metazoa, Rotifera, Eurotatoria, Philodinida, Philodinidae.